Messenger RNA from Aspergillus pseudotamarii, 966 nucleotides. RefSeq lists its product as uncharacterized. NCBI's taxonomy places the organism in Eukaryota, Fungi, Ascomycota, Eurotiomycetes, Eurotiales, Aspergillaceae. The transcript has a single exon. The record is from RefSeq and is a predicted model, not a curated record. The coding region runs from base 110 to 364 and encodes 84 amino acids.
GGGGUCUGCACCAUAUGUCUUUUCUCAGGGAAAAUAUAUAUUUGCAGAAUGUGUGUUAAUUGGACAAUCUAGGCUGAAUUUGAGAACACAAGUAACGUAUCACCUGAAUAUGAAUACAUCCAGAGAUAUUAUACAUAUUAAGCUAGUGUCAAGCUAUAACAGUAUAACCAGCCACCACCUAUUGGGAAGAGUGCCUAUACUUCCUCCCGUGACGUUCCGUCUACAACAGCAAGCGGAAGUAUACAGUAACAGAAACUCUAAAAAGCUUCAGGAACUACAACUAUGGCAUCAUAACCCCGGAAUUCCCAGUCGAAUGGUAAGCUACGGAAUAUAUCCUCAGCACAGAUACAUCCGUGCAUUCUAGCAUCUUCUGUAGAGGCAUUAGGUGAUUUAGGUCAAGUUCGUGUUCAAACCUUCGGCUGAUCACCCGGGACAUCGGGACUGUUCGAGAGGCAACGCAAUGACCCAUAUGAAAGACAACGUGGCAAUCUAGAUAAGAUCAUGCAAUUGACGACGUUUGAGCCUCGAUCUGGACUGGUCAUGCCUGAUUCAAGCAAGCAUGAAUGGUGAAAAUAGAAUGAUCUCUGGUUAUUUUGGAUCACCUGACAUGAAAAAAAAAGUUACUCCGUAGGCAGUGCUGUGGCGUGUGGAGAAGCAAUCGUGGGUCGGAAGAUGAUUGAUCCCAGACAGACAGAGUGUCGGGCUUUUCCUGGAAAGGAAGUUUCUACGGAACCGAAACAGUUCCAGCGGUCUCAGAGGUUCCAGGUCGGUCGUCGUGGAGUUGCUCCAGACAGAAAUUUUGCGGGGAUACGUCAUUCAGUCUAAGCGACCACAUGACGACAAAGCCCUAUUUGGAUUUUGGACAAGAGUUUUUCCGCGCGUUUCCGAUUAGUCCGUCCAAGGUCAGGAACGUUUGUUACUCUCUUAAGGGGUAAAAGGGGGGGGAAUCAAAGUUUUCAAUCUUUC